Molecule: messenger RNA, 844 nt
Organism: Coregonus clupeaformis (lake whitefish)
Lineage: Eukaryota; Metazoa; Chordata; Actinopteri; Salmoniformes; Salmonidae
Product: sphingomyelin synthase-related protein 1-like
Exons: 3
Biological process (GO): ceramide biosynthetic process
Cellular component (GO): Golgi membrane; endoplasmic reticulum membrane
Molecular function (GO): sphingomyelin synthase activity; ceramide cholinephosphotransferase activity; protein binding
Source: RefSeq, a predicted model, not a curated record
GGACUGUUGGCGUCACAGAGGACAGAGAGGGAACGAUUGGUAAUGUACUCUCUAGUUUAACUGAAUGAGGGAGGUAUGCUAUGGCGGUGUCUCAGAGUAGUGUUAGUACUUGGAGCAGUAAGCAGGUGUCUGGCUGGCUGAAGCAGGAGGGGUUUGGGCAGUAUGUGGAGCUGCUGUGUUCUAAACACCGUGUGGAUGGCCUCAGCCUGCUGACUCUAGGGGAGGCUGACCUGCGUGAACCCCCUCUGGGCCUCACUGUGCUGGGGGACAUCAAGAGGCUGGCCCUGGCCCUGCGGAGGCUCCAAAGACAGAACCAAGAUCAGCUGGAGGAGAUGGGAAUAGGGUUAAUGGAGAUAGGGUUAGGGGGAUUAGGGGCUGCUGCUGGGAGGGACAGGGCCUGUCACGGGGAUGACUGGGGGGAUCACAGGGCCGACAGGUGGUGUAACGGAGGGGAACAUGUGUGUAACAGGGCAGCGCGUCGUCAGAUGGACUGUGGGGUCUCAGGGUCAUGGUUGGGGUCGCGACCCCGGUCAGGGACAGAGUUAGAAGAAGACCAGUGCCACAUUCACUCCACUGGGGACAGGAAGUGCGUUCUAGGGCGUCUGGACCCGGAGCUGUGGAAGACAGUAGUCAGCUCUGUUUACGUCAUGCUGGUCUUCGGAUUUACCUCCUUCGUCAUGGUGAUCGUCCACAACCGCGUUCCCGAUAUGACAACUUACCCCCCACUGCCCGACAUCUUCCUGGACAGUGUACCCAGAAUCCCUUGGGCAUUUGCGAUGGCAGAGGCUUGUGGUCUAAUCCUAGUUUACAUCUUCCUGUUGGUGCUACUACUACACAAACACAG